GUAUUCAAGUGACAAGCACAAUAGAAGCAUGCUUUCAAUUACUCUGUAAUCAAAACAGGAAGCGCUGUGUCUUUAUCAAGUCUGGAAUUAAAACUUUAAAUGAUUUUGUAGACAGGAGGAGAAGAAGAUGGAUCUUCAAUUACAAAUCCUUUUCGUGCUUCUUGUUGUUGAACCAAGCCACUGUGCCAGAUCAAGUGACCUCAACGCAUCAGCAGUGGAGGAACUGUUCGUCAGACAACUGUUUAAAAAAUAUGGCAACGAGUCUGCCAUCUCAUUUGAAGCACUAGAACACCUUUUCCAGAAUCUAGAAUUGGGCAGCAUGCAGAUAACACAUCGCCUCAACGACCACAGGGACAAAACAGGAUUCGAACCUGAGCAUUCGGACCACCAACAUAAACCUGUGGAUAACAGAAUAAUUAAAACUCAUAAACGAAAUCACAUACAUCGCCGAAACUUGGAUUUUCUCACGAAGUGCCUCCUUCCCUCGGACAUUGUGAAUCUGUUUGGGUUCAACACCCGGGACGUCAUUACUGCUGAUCAAUUUCAUCACAUGUGCCCCGUUAUUAUGGUUCAACUGGAUAGUGGAAUAUGUCCCCAUGCGCAUGCUCAGCAUCAUCAAGCACCAACACACUUUACCAUGGCUGGACUUGUCACAAUAGCACCAGAAGCUUGGGGGUACGGCUCGGCGGCCAUCAUCACCAUCAGUCUGCUGGGGCUCCUGAGUGUGUCCAUCAUCCCCUGUCUACAGAGGGUGUUUCUGAACACCGUCCUCCAGUUCUUAGUCGCCCUGGCUGUGGGGGCUCUGUCUGGGGACGCCAUGCUUCACUUAAUACCACACGUUUUUGCCGCUAAAAAGGAAGGCUCUACUGAAGACAAUGAAAACGUUUACAAAGGGUUAUGUGCGUUGGCGGGCAUCUAUAGCUUCUUUAUAUUUGGUCGAGUACAAGGCAUCUACAUGAAUAGGAAGAUAAAGGAAGAAACGAAGGGCGAAAACCUAAUGGACAUUACCAUGAGGAUAGAACCAAAGGAAGCGGAGGAGCCGGAAAUUGUGGCGCUAAAUGCGGUCAAUGAAAAAACCGACGAGCACUGUCCAAAAACGAGUUACGAGUACGAGCAGCCAAAAGACACGCCCUCCACUCACGAGCAUCCCAGCGGACACGGGCACUCCCAUGACCAUCCUGUCCCCCGAACCCUCGGGGCGCUGGUGUGGCGGGUUGUCAUCGGGGAUGGUAUCCACAACUUUAGUGACGGUAUAGCGGUGGGCGUGGCGUUCGCUAACAGUGUGACGGGAGGCCUUAGUACCUCAGUCGCCGUGCUCUGCCACGAACUGCCGCACGAAAUGGGUGACUUCGCCGUUCUGCUGAAAAACGGGAUGACCAUCCGGCAGGCUAUUCUGUGUAACUGUGUGUCCUCGGUUUUGUCUUUUGUUGGUAUGGCGGUGGGGCUGGCUAUCGGAAACAUCGGACAGUCCAGUUUAUGGAUAUUUGCCGGGAUUGCUGGAAUGUUUCUAUACAUUUCCCUUGUGGAUUUAAUACCCGAAAUGAGUUUGCUUGAAUCGGGGAAACGUGAGAGGAGGCCGUUCUGUCAGCUCCUGUUUCAGUUAGGAGGCACGUGUUUGGGGGUUGGAAUUAUGCUGUUAAUAGCUCUGUAUGAAGACCAACUGAACUCAGUGUUUGACUGAUGAUAAAAAGUAUGGUAACUAGUGUUGUAAUACUGUUGUAAAAUUGUAGCAUUGUAUCUUUUGAAUUCAUGUAAAAUACAUACACAUACACACAUUCCAGAGAGAGAGAGAGAGAGAGAGAGAGAGAGAGAUUAUAUGCCACAUCUUACAUUCUAGUUAUUUAGUAAGAGUUUAAGUUAACAUUUUCAUUACUUUAGUACAGGUUAUAUACAGAAAUAUGAUAUGUUCAUACAUUUUGCCUUUUUAAUUAUGCUUUUUAAAAGUUUAUUAAAUAUGUUUGACAAUGUUACUUGUUUUG
This is a messenger RNA of Magallana angulata, 1979 nucleotides long. RefSeq names its product zinc transporter ZIP10-like. Gene Ontology annotation, cellular component: membrane. Gene Ontology annotation, molecular function: zinc ion transmembrane transporter activity. Gene Ontology annotation, biological process: zinc ion import across plasma membrane; intracellular zinc ion homeostasis. The transcript has 9 exons. Bases 128 to 1681 code for a protein of 517 amino acids. NCBI's taxonomy places the organism in Eukaryota, Metazoa, Mollusca, Bivalvia, Ostreida, Ostreidae. The record is from RefSeq and is a predicted model, not a curated record.